AUGUCUCUCUAUCAUGAGGCAGCAGAAAUUCUGUCCUCGUCAUCAAAUUCAAGCGGAAGCCUAAAGUCGCGAGUGUUUGGCAAAAAGAAUGGCAAGGCGCCGCCGGGUCAACUAUAUGCUCUCGUGCUGGAGAGUGCAAAAUGGAGUCCAGUGUUGAAGGAGGUCAUUGAAAAGACUGAGCUUUUAAAGCUGGAGAGAAAGCUUACGCCUACAUUGGCUUUGUUGCUGGUGCAUGAUUUAUUACUGGCCAAGAAAGGAAUUGCACUUCCGCAGAGCCAUGGACUGAGAGCGUCAAUUGAGCGUCACAAGGGACGGCUGAGUUCAGAACUAACGCUGGCGAGACUCAGAAGAAAGGCCCCGACAAUGGAAGUCUUGAGAGAACAGGUUGAAAGAGCAGCUGCGGGUGAAGAGGCCAACUACCCCAGAUGGGUACGUGUUAACGCCCUCAAGAGCAGCGUGGAAGAGCAAUUGGAGACGACCUUUUCAAAACACGCUAGGGCCGAGAGCAUUCAAGAUAUUGUUACCAAGUCUGGCAGGCAUAUUUACAUUGAUCCUCAUGUGCCGAAUCUGCUUGCUAUUUCUCCGGGGAUGGAAUUUGCCAAGGUGGAAGCCUACACAUCGGGAAAGAUAAUUCUACAAGACAAGGCGUCAUGCUUCCCGGCGUAUCUGUUAGAUCCGCGGUCUGAGGAUGGAGAUGUCAUUGAUGCUUGUUCAGCACCGGGAAACAAGACUACACAUCUUGCUGCCAUUCUUCAUGAUCAUCGCCCAGAGUUUGAAGAUGUGCCGCAGACAAUUUACGCGUUUGAGAAAGACUCCAGGAGAGCCCAGACGCUAGAGAAGAUGGUCAAGAUUGCAGGAUCGAAAGAUAUUACGCGCAUAGGGUUCGGGCAGGACUUUCUACAAGUCGAUCCCAUGGCUGAAAAUUAUAAGGAUGUGGGAGCUCUGCUGCUGGAUCCGAGCUGUUCAGGGAGUGGUAUCGUAGGUCGAGAUUCGAUGCCCGAGUUACAUCUCCCCGACCCGCCGGCGGAUAACCGUGGCGGAAAGGGGAAGCCGAGCACCGCCAAUGCGAAUAAGAAGAAGAGAAGCCACGAUGAAGUUGAAGACCGUGCGCAGAACGUGUUGGUAGACGACGAUGGAAACGAGACGGUGGUGAAGUCGGAAAAGGAUCUGGAAGCUCGACUUGAGGCGCUCUCUGCAUUUCAACUGACACUCCUGCAACAUGCAUUUCGCUUUCCUCGAGCUAAAAAGAUUACUUACUCGACAUGCUCAGUCCACUCUCAAGAGAAUGAAAGAGUUGUCAUUCGAGCCCUGGCAUCAGACAUUGCAAAGACCAAAGGAUGGCGUAUCCUACGGAGAGAAGAUCAGGUAAGCGGAAUGAGGGAUUGGCCUGUCCGGGGAUUAGUCGAGGCCGCGGAGGGUGACGAGAUAGUCGCCGAUGCAUGCAUACGCUCUUAUAAGGGGGAUGGCAGAGGGGUGAUGGGUUUCUUUGUUGCUGGGUUCGUACGGGAUUCGAUUGACGGCAACGAUGCAUUAGGGGCUUCUAUUGAUACCGACGGGGAUAAUGAAGGGGAGGGCCCAUAUCUCCGCGGCGAUGAUGGGCGGAUUUUACGGGAUGUUGUUGGGAUGCCGGUGCUGAAGUCCACGGGGGUGGCUGUUUCGCUCCGUGGAGUGGAUGAAGGAAAAGAAGAUGAAGAUGAAGAUGAAGAUGAGAUGGAGGAGGACGAGGAUGCAUCGUCGGAUUCUGGAACAGGCAGUGAAGACGAAUGGGGAGGCAUCAGCGAUGCGUAA
Trichoderma asperellum CBS 433.97 is the source of this 1788-nucleotide messenger RNA. RefSeq lists its product as uncharacterized. Gene Ontology annotation, cellular component: nucleolus. NCBI's taxonomy places the organism in Eukaryota, Fungi, Ascomycota, Sordariomycetes, Hypocreales, Hypocreaceae. Gene Ontology annotation, biological process: rRNA base methylation. Gene Ontology annotation, molecular function: RNA methyltransferase activity. The record is from RefSeq and is a predicted model, not a curated record.